AAAGUCCAGGUGGGAGAGUGACUCUAAAGAGCCGGGACUGUGGUGGGGAACGAAGCUCUGAAUGUGCUUCACCUUAAUCCUCUUUGUCGAACCAGCUUUGCUUCGCCAUGAGGGGUGGAGCUGUGAUUGUGCUGUGCCUGACCGUAUCCGCGGCACUCUCUGAAGAAAUCAUCAACACCACGGCCACAGACCAGGGUGACCCGAGCACCGACGCAGACUGGGGCAUUGGCUCCAUCCGAGACAGCUUCGAAGCCAUAAAUGGAUACUUUGACUCAUUCCUGGAGCUGCUCGGUGGCAGGAAUGGAGUCUGUCAGUACAAGUGCCGCUAUGGGAAGGCGCCUCUUCCGAGACCUGAGUAUAAACCUCCAGAGCCCAAUGGCUGUAGCUCCUCUUUCCUUGGACUCAAGGUACCAGACACUCUCGACUUGGGAAUCCCGGCCAUGACAAAGUGUUGUAACCAACUCGACCUUUGCUACGACACUUGCGGAGCCAACAAGUACCGAUGUGACGCCAAAUUCCGCUGGUGCCUCUAUGGCAUCUGCUCAGAUCUCAAGAAAAGUCUGGGCUUUGUAUCAAAGGUUGAAGCCUGUGAAUCCGUGGCAGAUACCAUGUUCAAUGCUGUCUGGACGUUGGGCUGUAAACCUUUCAUGAACAGUCAGAGAUCAGCCUGUGUAUGCAAUGAGGAGGAAAGAGACGAGCUCUAAAGAUAAAGGUCGCAUAAUCUAUGUCUGUGUGUGAGUGUAUGUGCGUAUGUGUGCGAGUGUGUGUGCGUGUGUGGGUGCGUGGGUGUGUCUGCACAUACAAUGCGACUCUCCAUAAGACCAGAAGACCUCUCCUGCUCCAUGAUGAUGUAUACAUAUUACCUGCCUUUCCAUGUAAAUAUGUUGUAACUGUCUUCACUGACACGUGUACAUGCAACACUGGAGCUACCUGCUGGCACUGUAACUUAUUUAUUUCAGCUCUUUUCACAGAAUCAAGCAGCACAGAAGGAGGCUACUUGGUCCUUCAUCUUUGUGCCAAGUUUAUCAUAAUUUUAUGUCAAUUCAUGAGAAGCAAUUACUACUUUCAUCAUGGUCCAUCUUCUAGAACCUUCUCCAUCUGUAUGUGAAGUGAUUCCAUUGAGUCAUUCCCAAAACAUGACUGCACAGAAUAAAGCCAUUCGGUCUGUCAAGUCCAUACCAUUUCUUUUGGGGCUUGGUGCUCAAAAGUAUCAAUAUUUUGUGGAGCGAGGGAGGUGGGGAAUAAUUCAUAUUGAGAAUGAACAAAAUUAUGCCAAGCCGAAUGUUCUGUUAUUUAAAUAAAUCUUUACAAAUGUG
This is a messenger RNA of Chiloscyllium plagiosum (whitespotted bambooshark), 1316 nucleotides long. It is a transcript of the gene pla2g12b, whose product is annotated as phospholipase A2, group XIIB. Gene Ontology annotation, molecular function: calcium ion binding; A2-type glycerophospholipase activity. Lineage: Eukaryota; Metazoa; Chordata; Chondrichthyes; Orectolobiformes; Hemiscylliidae. The record is from RefSeq and is a predicted model, not a curated record. Gene Ontology annotation, cellular component: extracellular region. Gene Ontology annotation, biological process: cholesterol homeostasis; arachidonate secretion; triglyceride homeostasis.